Fraxinus pennsylvanica is the source of this 744-nucleotide messenger RNA. The record is from the annotation of a GenBank genome assembly. NCBI's taxonomy places the organism in Eukaryota, Viridiplantae, Streptophyta, Magnoliopsida, Lamiales, Oleaceae.
AUGAAGUCAUUCUCUUACUUUCUCUUCAUUUCUGUACUUCUCCUCCUGAUCUCCACGAAAACCCUAGCUCAGACACUGGCACAACCACCUGCACCAGCUGGUCCGACCAACAUAACGAAAAUCCUCGAAAAGGCCGGCCAGUUCACGACACUGAUCAGGAUUAUGAAGACCACACAAGUAGGUGAUCAGAUAAAUACGGCGCUUAACAAUUCAAACCAGGGGUUAACUGUAUUUGCACCAACUGAUAAUGCAUUUGCCAGCCUCAAAUCAGGAACCCUAAAUUCCCUAAGUGACCAGCAGAAAGUUUCGUUACUGCAAUUUCAUAUUUUGCCUAAUUUUCUUACAAUGUCACAGUUUCAAACUGUGAGCAAUCCAUUGAGGACUCAAGCUGGGGACAGUGUCGAUGGGGAGUUCCCUCUAAACGUUACCACAUCUGGCAACCAAGUCAAUGUGUCCACAGGUAUAAAUGAUGCCACAGUGGCCAACACAAUUUAUACAGACAACCAAUUGGCAGUGUAUGAAGUAGACAAGGUGCUUCUUCCUUUGAAGAUUUUUGCUUCUCCGGCUCCUGCCUCAGCCCCAGCCCCAUCUUCCCCAAAGCUUAAGAAGAAGACUCCGGUGGCCGACAGCCCUGUGGUGGGCACUGAUUCCUCGGCCGCUACCGGCGGAGAUGUCCUUGCCAUGCAUGGCAUUUUGCAGAUGGUGGCCUUUGGAGUUGCUAUGGUUGCAACACAUUGGUUGUGA